CGUACACUUCAUUGUCCUUCAUUGUCCUUCUACAGUGCGAAGAUGGCAAAAGCAAUGGCGACCGCUGUAGAACUGAUGAUUUUUAUUCUCUUAUUAUCCUUUGGCGGUCAAAGUCACGGCCGUCCUUACCAGCCUCUGUCGUGUAGCAAGAAUGAUGACCAAAUUGUUAUCACAGGAGGGCCUAUGAAAUUGGUAUUCAACAUACACACAUGGCAAAUGACGCUGGAUAGCAAUUCACAAAGAAUACUGACAAGUGUGGAUCAGCAUUGGGGAGUUUUAGGAGUGACCACUUGGACGGGCAUUGAUAUUCGGAUAUAUAAUGGAUAUUCGUGGCGACUGACCCAAGAAAUAGAAAGGUUUGUCGCCCAGGAACUUUUGUCUUGGACAUUGUCACAGGACAAAACCCAAGUUACAAUGAAAAUCAGCUCCAAUUCAAUCAAGGGCUACAUAUUCCAUGUCACAGUUGGUAAUUUCACUCUAUCUCAAAUUGGUCUGAAAGUGGAACUCUUCGAAAAAGAUGGUUCUCGGAUAGUUCCAGAACCAAGGAACCCAGCAUGCCUUGACGACGCAAAAGCAGCUGGAGAUAUCGUUUACGACUUACUGCUGAAAAAUCGAACAGCAGAGGACAUAUGUGAACAGGUGAAAUUCUGUCAAAAGAACAGCACCAGGACAGUACAAUGUCAGUUGUGUGUAGGCGCUGUUGACAAAGCUGGACAACUAAUUUUAGAAUUCAUACCGAAUCCAAAGCAAAAUUUGGAGGAAACGUUCAUGUCUACGUGCGAACUUACCGGCCAACUUCGCAUAGAUCUGGGGUUUCAAGCCCGGGAUAAAAACGAGGGUUUCUACGGUUUUGGUGUGCGUUAUAAUGCUGUGAACCAAAGAGGAAAAUCGCUGUACUCAUGGGCAGAGGACGGGGGCUGGAGUCUUCGUGUUGCUCCAAAAGAGCGCCUACCCACGCUCAAUCCAACAGAAACAUAUGCACCCAUGCCGUUUUUCAUAUCAGCUUACGGAUAUGGCAUGUACCUCAAUACUACGUUCAGAUCAACUUGGGACAUGUGCGAGACCCACAGAAAUGAUUACCUCAUCAAUGUUGAAAAUACGGUCUUUGACCUUACAAUAUAUAUAGGCAGACCCAGCGAUAUUCUGUCCAUCCACUCUUAUUUUGCAGGGCGGGCACCUGUUCCGCCGCCCUUUCAGUUUGGCCCGUGGUUAACAGCUGCUGAUGCACUGCGUAUAUCUGGACCAAACAGGACGAUAAGAGCGGCAGAGAUCCUAAGAUUGCGCGACAUCCCGUUUACAAUCGAAUACGACGAAAUCCGGUUCUUUCCCCUUGGGGAACAACGAGGACAUGAAAGUGAAAUUCUUGCUACCAACAAAGCUCUUCGCGAUCUUGGCAUCUAUGCCCUGGCUUACUACAAUAGUAUGCUGGUCACUGACUACAGUCCAUUAUACAACGAAGCAGUUGCUAACAACUAUUUAGUUAAAUUUAGGAACAAUACGUACACCUUUACCUUUAAGACAAAGACUACACGUGUUCUGAAGGUUGGGCUGUUGGAUUUCACAGCACCUGGGGCUGUCGACUGGUUCGGAAAACAGUUACAGGUGGCUCUAAAUUUAGGGUUUGUGGGAUUUAUGGUAGACUAUGGAGAAAAUGUUGAUCCAGAAUGUAGUUUUAGCAAUGGCAUGACAGGAAGAGAAAUGCACAAUCUGUACCCAGUCCUUUACCAGACUGCUGUCAAAACAAUCCUCAACCGCUUAUCAAAUGAGUCAAACUUUCGUGCUUUGCCACCAGGUUACUACGCACCGCCGUAUACACCAUUUUUUCGUUCAGGUUACCUUGGUUCUGGUGCCGCAACCUGGGCCCACUGGACUGGAGACCCAAUGUGUGACUGGUCCCAAGACUCAGGUCUGCCUGCCCAGGUGCACGCCAUGUUGAGUGGGAGCCUAUCAGGCAUACCCUACAUUGGCUCAGACAUUGGAGGCUUUGUCUGGAUAGAACCCCCAAGCAUGGAGCUCUGGAUAAGGUGGACACAGGUGGGAACGUUCUCUGGUCUAAUGCGCUCCCAGCAAGGGGGGAGUUCACUCUCUGGAAAACCUAAAACUCAAAUCUUCGAUUGGCCCGAGGGAGAAUUUGCCUGGAGAAAGCAGAGUAAACUUAGAAUGGCUCUUUUCCCCUAUAUCUACAAAGCGGCACACUUUGUUCAAGAUGGUGGCAUACCAAUCAUGAGGCACCACAUUCUCAGUUUUCCGAAUGAUCCAGUUGCCAUCAGUCAUGAUGAACAGUUUAUGUUUGGUGACGCUUUUCUUGUGGCCCCCGUUCUGAAAGAACGAGCCAUUUCGCAAAUCGUUUAUCUUCCAAGAGAACCGCCUAUAGGGAUGUCUAAGACUGAGUGGAUAGAUUUUAAUUAUGCAAUAUAUGACAAUGCAACAAAUGGACGUUUCCGUAUCGGUACAGGGCCAUUCCUAGAUUGUGGUCAAACCAAGUUAGUGAGCGCUCCCUUGGAAACAAUACCUCUUUUCGUUAAAGCAGGAUCUGCUAUUCCAACAUUGGAUCCGUCUGUGAUGACACUAGAAAACCACGCAGUAUCAUUGACAUCCCCGCCAAACAGUAUCAACCCCCUACACUGGUGGGUGUGGCCAAACUCGACGUAUGCGGCCAGUGGAGAACUGUGGGACCAAUCUUUGGUCUCGAUGGUUCCAACCAGUGAUCCUUUCAACAAAACCAGAGUAAGUGCACGUGUGCACAUUACAGACACAGUAGGGCGUUUAAUGAUAUUACAAAUAGCAGUUAAUGCUCAGUCGGCAAUGGUAACCGGUGAAGGUACAGAUACCUUUGUUCAUGUAAAAAACUGGGACAUGCUCGUUAAUACAGAUGUAGAUAAAGAUCCGAAGUGCGCGUUUUCUUACGACACGGCUCAGCAUGUUCUUUGGGUACGUGUGUCAACCCACUGUAAUGAAACUGGACCACCGCCAGUGUGGCGUGAGUUUGAUGUAUUGUUUGUCUUAUAGUUUUAAAGGUAUAAAUUGACUUUUAUGUGCCGGUUUAAUUUUAAUUAUUUUACAUUACGUGAUCCACUCAUUACUUGUGGUUAUGUAUUUAAGUCCUUAAUAAUAAUAAAGCU
Lingula anatina is the source of this 3122-nucleotide messenger RNA. RefSeq lists its product as uncharacterized. Gene Ontology annotation, biological process: carbohydrate metabolic process. Gene Ontology annotation, molecular function: carbohydrate binding; hydrolase activity, hydrolyzing O-glycosyl compounds. The record is from RefSeq and is a predicted model, not a curated record. Lineage: Eukaryota; Metazoa; Brachiopoda; Lingulata; Lingulida; Lingulidae.